Amoebophrya sp. A25 is the source of this 221-nucleotide messenger RNA. Lineage: Eukaryota; Dinophyceae; Syndiniales; Amoebophryaceae. The record is from the annotation of a GenBank genome assembly.
GAUGACGUGAAAACCAUGCCUCAAAUUCGUCAGGAAUUGGCAGGAAGGUAUAAGCAACUAGAGAAUUAUCGGCAACAAGAAAGUGUGCAUCGCUAUGGACGUAGUACAUACGCGAAACUGUUGCAGGAGUACGAGUGGCGGAGAUGGAGAGAGAAAAACGGGAAAGCUAGUUGUACUACUUCAUCGUCUCGUGAACAACAACAAACAUCGAGCAGUUCUAC